Molecule: messenger RNA, 1440 nt
Organism: Lycium barbarum (goji berry)
Lineage: Eukaryota; Viridiplantae; Streptophyta; Magnoliopsida; Solanales; Solanaceae
Product: caffeic acid 3-O-methyltransferase-like
Biological process (GO): methylation
Molecular function (GO): S-adenosylmethionine-dependent methyltransferase activity; protein dimerization activity; O-methyltransferase activity
Source: RefSeq, a predicted model, not a curated record
CAUAGCCACAUCAAACACCUCUCUGUUUCUUCCACUACUCCCCUUAACUUUCCCAAUUUAGUUAACCAAAAAUCCAAACGAAUGGGUUCAACAAGCCAAAACAACAAUCUAACUCAUACAGAGGAUGAAGAUUUCUUAUUUGCCAUGCAAUUGGCUAGUGCUUCUGUACUUCCUAUGGUCUUAAAAUCAGUUGUGGAACUUGACCUUCUUGAAAUCAUGGCUAAGGCUGGUCCAGGUGCAACCAUUUCGCCUUCUGAACUAGCUGCUCAGCUUCCUUCCAAGAACCCUGAUGCACCCGUUAUGCUCGAUCGGAUGCUUAGGCUCCUGGCUACAUAUUCUGUUCUCAAUUGUACUCUUAGGACACACCCUGAUGGACGUGUUGAGAGGCUUUAUAGUUUGGCUCCAGUGUGUAAGUUCUUGACUAAGAAUGCUGAUGGUGUUUCUGUUGCUCCACUUUUGCUCAUGAAUCAAGAUAAAGUCCUCAUGGAGAGCUGGUACCAUUUAAAAGAUACAGUUCUUGAUGGUGGAAUCCCAUUCAACAAGGCCUAUGGAAUGACAGCAUUCGAGUACCAUGGCACAGAUCCAAGAUUCAACAAAGUUUUCAACCGUGGAAUGUCUGAUCACUCCACCAUGACCAUGAAAAAAAUUCUGGAAGACUACAAGGGAUUUGAAGGCCUCAAUUCCAUUGUUGAUGUUGGUGGCGGAACAGGGGCUACCGUGAACAUGAUUGUCUCCAAGCAUCCUUCCAUUAAGGGCAUUAAUUUUGAUUUGCCCCAUGUCAUUGAAGAUGCUCCGGCUUAUCCAGGCGUCGAGCACGUUGGUGGCGACAUGUUUGUUAGUGUGCCAAAAGCAGAUGCCAUUUUCAUGAAGUGGAUUUGUCAUGAUUGGAGCGAUGAUCAUUGCCAAAAAUUCUUGAAGAAUUGCUAUGAAGCACUUCCUGUCAAUGGGAAAGUGAUAAUUGCGGAGUGCCUACUUCCAGAGGCCCCAGAUACAUCAUUUUCCACUAAGAAUACUGUACAUGUUGAUAUUAUCAUGUUAGCACAUAAUCCAGGAGGCAAAGAAAGGACUGAAAAGGAAUUUGAGGCUUUGGCUAAAGGGGCUGGUUUUAGUGGAUUCGUAAGGCUUGCUGUGCUUACAACACUUGGGUCAUGGAAUUCAACAAGUGAUUAAUUACUUAAUUUGGAGGAUAAAAAAAAAAAAAUUACCCAAUAUACUGUUCAUUUUACAAUUGGAAUUCUACUUUUCUCGGAGUGACUGCGAAAUAAAAGAAAAAUAGCUUUUAUCUUAUAGAGAUUGAUGUUCAAAAGAAAAGGAGGAAUAUGAAAUAAUUGUUCUGGGAAAAAGAAAUGUGUUUAAUAUGAAACUUAAUUUUGUGCUGGAUUUUGAACUUGUAUGUAUUUCUGUAAUACACAUGUAUUGAAGGAAUGCUAGUUUCAAUCA